AGGAAGCCGAGGUGGCGCUCAGUCUGGCGUCCCUGGAGGCGGGUGUGGUUGUUUUGCCCGUCCGUGGCUACCCUUACCGGACUCUGUAAGCCAGGCUGGCGGCGAAUGGAAUCGAGGACUCGCGGGGAGGCAGGAUGCUUCCAGCUGUGCUGCCCCGAAAGCGACGACGAAAUGAAGAACACGGAGGAGAAAAGCGACAUGAACAUUGCAGCUCAUUGUUGGAAGCGAACAACUCAACGCAAGGUAGAGGAUGACGAUGCGCUUCCCCUGAAUGUGUCUGCGUUCAUAGAAAAGGAAGUGGGAAGUGACCUGAUAUUUAAGAAACUUGGCAAACGCAUAGAACAGAUGACAGAAAAUAAAAUGAAGUUACAAGAACAGGUACUUGCAAUUUCGUCAGAAAUCCCUAAAAGAAUUCAAAGUGCUUUAAAAGAUGCAGAAGUAUCCAGACACGUUCUUAGUCAGUUUCUGGAGCAGGAAACUCCUCUCCUCAGCUCCAUCACCAGCCAUUUGCUGACUGCACAGCCCUGGGUGGAUGACAUUCAGUGCAUGAUCAGCCAGAUAGAAGAGAUCGAGCAGCAUCUCACGUACCUUAAGUGGGUUUCCCAGAUCGAAGAGCUCAGUGAUAACAUCCAGCAGUACCUGAUGACCACCGUGCCAGAGGCGGCCUCUGUCCUGGUGGCCAUGACAGAAGUCGACAUCAAGCUUCGGGAGUCAUCUUGUACUCAUCUUCUUAGUUUUGUGAGAGCAACAGUUAAAUUCUGGCAUAAAAUUCUCAAGGACAAGCUUACCAGUGAUUUUGAGGAAAUUUUAGCACAGCUUCAUUGGCCGUUCAUCACACACACCCAGUCCUCAGACUGUUGGCGGAAGCCGCCCGCUGGUGCGCCUGAGGUGUAUGGUAACUGGAGACCCCUGUUCUGUCAACUUUUGAAACUACAAGCCUCAGAUGAAUUAUUAACUGAGCCAAAACAACUCCCAGAAAAAUAUUCUCUUCCUGCAUGCCCUUCUGUGAUCCUGCCCAUCCAGAUCAUGCUGACUCCCCUUCAGAAGAGAUUCAAGUACCACUUCAGAGGAAGCCGACAGACGAAUGUGAUCAGCAAGCCUGAAUUGUACUUGACUCAGUACUUAUAUGGAUCGGAAACCAUGCUCACUUUUCUGGAUGAGAAGAUUCAGCCAAUAUUGGGAAUAAAGACAUGCUCUGUAGUAAAUGCAGGCUUGAGUUUUCCCGGGCUUGUGAUGCUUGUUCUUGAGAAGCUGGCUUCCGAUAUAGCCUUGCCGCUCUACGAUUACAACCUCUUCUGCCAUUUGGUGGAUGAGGUGUUGUUGUUCGAGAGGGAGCUGCACAGUGUUCAUGGCUAUCCUAGCACCUUUGCCAGCUGUAUGCAUAUUCUGUCAGAAAGACCUGUUUUUCAGAGAUGGUUGACUGUGGAGAGAAAAUUUGCUCUUCAAAAAAUGGACUCAAUGCUUUCAUCAGAGGCUGCUUGGGUAUCUCAAUACAAAGACAUCACUGAUGUGGAUGAAAUGAAGGUUCCAGACUGUGCAGAAGUUUUUAUGACUUUACUUUUGGUUAUAACUGAUAGGUAUAAAAACCUUCCCAACAGCUUCCCGAAAGCUACAGUUCCUGGAAUACAGAAAGAUCUAGUCGAUGAUUUUAGGAUACGAUUAACGCAGGUCAUGAAAGAAGAGACCAGAGCUUCACUUGACUUUCGGUACUGUGCAAUUCUUAAUGCUGUGAACUACAUCUCAACAGUGCUGGCAGAUUGGAAUUCUAUCUCAGGAUGCCCCAGCACCAUGGUAAUAACGUAUCCUAAUAGAUGUGUGCUUCAGUUCUUUCUGCAGCUUCAGCAGGCCGUGCUGGAGGUCUUUGCAGAGAAUAACGCCCUCAGCAAGCUGCAGCUGGGCCAGCUGGCCUCCAUGGAGAGCUCUGUCUUCGAUGACAUGAUUAAUCUCUUGGAGCGCUUAAAGCUUGAUAUGUUGACUCGCCAAGUGGACCACGUUUUUAGAGAAGUGAAAGAUGCCGCCAAGUUGUACAAGAAGGAAAGAUGGUUGUCCCUGCCGUCUCAGUCUGAACAGGCAGUGAUGUCCCUGUCCAGCUCAGCCUGCCCACUCUUGCUGACCUUGCGGGAUCAUCUGCUUCAGCUGGAGCAGCAGCUUUGUUUCUCCUUAUUCCGGAUUUUCUGGCAGAUCCUCGUAGAGAAGCUGGACACAUACAUCUAUCAGGAGAUUAUCCUUGCUAAUCAUUUCAACGAAGGAGGAGCAGCCCAGUUGCAGUUCGAUAUGACACGGAAUCUUUUCCCUUUGUUUUCUCACUAUUGCAAGAGACCAGAAAACUACUUUAAACAUGUAAAAGAAGCCUGCAUUGUUCUGAAUUUGAACAUUGGUUCUGCAUUACUCCUGAAAGAUGUCCUGCAGUCAGCUUCCGAGCACGUUCCUGCCACAGCAGCCUUAAAUGAAGUUGGAAUUUACAAACUGGCUCAGCAAGAUGUUGAGAUUUUGCUCAAUUUGAGGACAAAUUGGCCUAACACUGGAAAAUAAUGUGUCUUUAAGAAAAGGGCUAUCGAACAAAGAAAACAGUUGGAUUGAGGUUGUCUGCUAAAAGUUCUGAAAUAAUGAAACUGGACAAAUGAAAACUUGGUAGAAUCAUUUAUUUUCUUGAGGUAUGAUGUCACCAAAGCAAUGAUAUGUUUCCUCCGUCCUCCUGCUCCUAAGAAAACAAAGAACAGAAAACUCAGCUAUGAGAAGCAGAGUAAUUACAAAUUAGAAUUACAGAUAGGAAUGCAGACAUCUGAAGACAGUGUAAGAGCAAAGGCCAGCCAUAACUGACCUCCACUUUGCUAAUCAAGGGAAACUAUUGUAGAAAACCGAACGCACCAGGACAUUGUAGAAAUACUAAGUUACGAUUGUAUGUUGAUAAUUGAGGUUCCUGUAUCCAGGUUGGGAUACUAUGACUGGCCAGUGAGCUUUUCCCAGUGCUGGGGUUACAGACAUGUUUGAUUGUGCCCGGCUUUUAUGUGUAAGAAUUUAAACUGAGGUCAUUAUAGUUGUUCAACAAGCCCUUUGCCAGCUGAGCCAUCUCCCUGACUGGAGACAACAAUUUUAGCUUUUGUUUUUCCUUUUAACAUUUGCUUGGUCUUGGUCUAUGUUUUCUGUGUAGGACUAGAGAUCAUACUCUGAGCCUUGCUCAUUCAAGACAAGUCCUCCACCAACAUCUUCAGUCUAAGCAAUGAUCCCUUGAUUAUAUAUCCUCAGAGAGUAAAGUUUUUACACAAAUUGAGCUUAAUUAACCAGAAGAUUUCUGCACCUAUAAAAUUUUAUUCUGGUUUUCUUCCCUAAUUACUAAGUAAGAUGACUUUUAUUUAGUACUCUCAGUGCUGUAAUAUCUCAGCCUAAAACUGUUGUACUGUGGACUCAG
Arvicola amphibius (Eurasian water vole) is the source of this 3409-nucleotide messenger RNA. It is a transcript of the gene Rint1, whose product is annotated as RAD50 interactor 1. Gene Ontology annotation, cellular component: Dsl1/NZR complex. Gene Ontology annotation, biological process: endoplasmic reticulum to Golgi vesicle-mediated transport; retrograde vesicle-mediated transport, Golgi to endoplasmic reticulum; regulation of ER to Golgi vesicle-mediated transport. Lineage: Eukaryota; Metazoa; Chordata; Mammalia; Rodentia; Cricetidae. The record is from RefSeq and is a predicted model, not a curated record.